AUGUCCAACUACCUGCCGAUCCUCAUGGAUAUGGACAUGGGCAGCUCGUCCAGCUCCGACUCUUCCAACUCGACGAGCACCUCGAGCGACUGCAAAGUCUCGAUGCUGUUCAACACGUAUACCAUCGACGCCUGCUUCCUUUCAUCCGACUGGCACAUCACUUCCAAAGGCAUGUUUGCCGGCUCAGUCAUCGGUAUCUUCUUUCUCUGUGUCCUCAUCGAGGCUGUAAGAAGACUGGGUCGAGAAUAUGAUCGAUGGCUCGUCAGGAAUGCGGCUACAAGCUGCUGCCCUAGCGUUGUCAGCCCUGCCAGCCUUUCAGAGCUCGGCAAGGAUGACGGGGUGAACGUUGCCAAGCCUGUGAUUCAAUACGUUCCCUCUUGGCCACACCAGCUGCUGCGUAGUUUUGUAUACGGUAGUCAAUUCACAGCGAGUUUUAUGGUUAUGUUGACGGGGAUGUACUUUAACAUUUGGAUGCUCAUUGCCAUCUUUAUCGGUCAAACAGCCGGCUACUUUUUCUUCGGAAGAGAUACCGUAUCUGGGGAACUGGAGCAGUCAUCACAUGGCAAUUGCUGUUGAUGCAGAGAAGUCGAUGUGUAGUAUCGUAGUUAUAAAGGGUGGUUCGUUUUAUAUAUAUUUUCUGCCAGCGCCAUGCAGCCCCAUCUCAUCAGUAUUUUGAACAUGUUCGGUCCCUGUAGAGUAGAAUUGAACAGGACGAUCCAGGGACAAUGAAGCAAUAAAGAUAACCCAAGUACAUG
Cryptococcus amylolentus CBS 6039 is the source of this 755-nucleotide messenger RNA. RefSeq lists its product as hypothetical. NCBI's taxonomy places the organism in Eukaryota, Fungi, Basidiomycota, Tremellomycetes, Tremellales, Cryptococcaceae. Gene Ontology annotation, biological process: copper ion transmembrane transport. The transcript is spliced from 4 exons. Bases 1 to 576 code for a protein of 191 amino acids. Gene Ontology annotation, molecular function: copper ion transmembrane transporter activity. The record is from RefSeq and is a predicted model, not a curated record. Gene Ontology annotation, cellular component: membrane.